AUGAGAAUGAACAUCUCCUCCACUCUUUUGAGAAUGUGGGAUUUCUCCUUACGUUUGUUUUUGCGUAAAGUUUGUGCAUUCUUUGUUAGGAUAGUUGACUGUAGUGGGUCACAAAGAGUAAUAUACUCUUGGUUGAUUAUUUUCUUUUAAUUACGUGAAUGUCAGCUCCCAGACUGAUUUGCCAUUGUUUAUAUUUCUUUUCAGGGUGGAUAACGAUUUCAAGGAGGAGCUUUGCUCAUGCAAUAAUAGUACAAUUCGUUUUUCUGAGGUUUUCCCUCUACCAAUGAACUUCUUCCAAUAUUUCAGUUCUGUUCAUUUUUGACAUAUUUUCUGGAUUUUAAAUCAGUAUCGGGAAGUCGAGAGCUUGGGUUAUCAAAUAUUGUUGUUUACACGUUUAUUUCAGUCCUUUUUUGAUUUUCUAUGUUUGUAUGCCAGCGUUUGGUACGCUGAACUUUGAGCCUUAAAGUACUUUUUUGGCCAUCUGCUUAUGUUUGGUAUUUCUUUGAAAUACUAGUGUCUGGUGGAGUAAAGGUACUAUGAUAGUGAUAUCUGUUUAGGAUGGCGAAACGAAGGGUACAAGGGUGAUACUUUAAAUAUAGAAUGAUUUUCAGGUGGAAACUUUGUCAAGACGGUGUGUCAGAUGCCCAAAGCAUUUAAACCGACUAGACAAGAAGGCCGUAGUGGCUUGGAUGUUGAAUGAGUGUGGUAGUGGGCGCCCCCUGCGCUUGUCUUGUUGGGCUCCACCGAAUGCAUAUCUUUGUUGUAAUAUAUCCUUAAAUAAUACUGGAAUAGAAUAAGUAAUACAUUUUCUCAUAAUGUUUUUUGCCUAGAUUAUAAGUUCAAUUUAAUUAUUUUAAUAAAUGUUUUCUGGAUUCUUGUAGAAUUAUACAUCACAAAAUUCUUUUAA
This is a messenger RNA of Spirodela intermedia, 907 nucleotides long. Lineage: Eukaryota; Viridiplantae; Streptophyta; Magnoliopsida; Alismatales; Araceae. The record is from the annotation of a GenBank genome assembly.